GUCCAUUCUCAUGGCUUACUGAUCGCAUUCUCUGCUUUUCUUUUCCCCUUUGCGUCGACGAUUCUUGCGCCUGGUGUGCGCGUUUCCGUCUUGUAUUCCUUGUCUCACUUACGCCUAUGCUACGGUAGCACCGUCUUCAUCACCCGGAGGUUAUCGGCUACGCGCACCCGCCAUCGCAUCACCAUUCAUCACACUUUGUCUCAGCAUUCCAUCUGGCUCGUCUCCACAAACCGACCUUCCAACUCCGAACUGUGUCCUCGACUUCGAUAAUUAUUCCCUUGCCCACGCGUUUACAAAUCUCCCGCCGACCAGUUGCCGAUCCGAAAGACUUGCGCCUACGAGGUGCACCUUACCUGCCCAUCAUGCGCCUCUCGUCCUUUGCUGUCCUUACAGGCGCUAUGGCACUCGCCGGUGCCCAGCUAAUGCCCGAUGAAGAGGAUUUCAAGAAAGAGGCUACUUAUUUUAACGACAAGAAAGUACCGGCACUCCUGGAGCUGACCCCCGCCAACUGGGAGGCGGAGAUCACCAAGACCAAGUACCUCUUUGUGAAGCACUACAGUCCAUACUGCCCUCACUGUAUCGAUUUCGCUCCCACUUUUCAAUCGAUUUACGAAUUCUACUACACCUCGCAGCCUGUCGCGGCCGAUGCUGUGGAUACGACAUUCCUCAAGUACUACGACUUCCGAUUUGCAACCAUCAACUGUGUUGCCUACUAUGACCUAUGCAUGGACCACGCUGUGCAAUCCUAUCCUACAAGUAUCAUUUACGAAAAUGGCGCUGUCUUCGAGAGCAUGAGGGGUGUCAAGAACGCCACGUUUGUCAGCGCUGCCGUCGAGAAGGCUCUCGAAAAGGCCAUGCCUGGUUCUCGACCUGCAACUCUCGACCUGCCCGACGUGAAGGACGAGCAUAUUGCGGAAAAGAAGAAGGCCGCAAAGGCGGCCUAUAAGAAGAUGGAGGCCGACAGGAUCGAAAAGGAGGAAGCUGAGAAGGCAGCAGCUGACGCAGCAGCGGCCGAGAAGGCGGCGGCCGAGAAGGCAGCAACCGAGAAGGCAGCAGCCGAAAUCAAGGCUCCUGAGCAGUCCCUUGAUGAUAUUACCGAGAAGCCUCAAACUCCCGACGCAUCCGACAAGGUCAAGGAGCCCGCCAAGUCGGACGGGACCGAGAAGUCGACCAAGGACCAGAAGGCUGACGCCUCCAAGGAAGUAAUCAACUCUGGCGAGGCAAACGGAAAUGCUGCCGAAAAGACCUUUGGUGAUGACUGGAAGGUCCCCAGCACCGGUGAGAUGUUGAAGAAGACGAAGCCCAAGGAACCUGCCACGAUUUACAACCCAGAGGGUGUUAGUGUCCCUUUGACGCCGGGAUCCUUCGAGAAACUCGUCACCUCGACUCAGGACCCUUGGUUCAUCAAGUUCUAUGCCCCUUGGUGCUCUCAUUGCAGAGCCAUGGCACCGGCGUGGGAGCAAAUGGCUAAGUCCGUGGCGGGAAAGCUCAACGUUGGCGAGGUCAACUGCGAUGCCGAGUCUCGUCUCUGCAAGGAAGUCGGUGCUCGUGCCUACCCCACCGUUCGCUUCUACAAGGGUGGUGAGAGUUCCGAGUACAAGGGCCUCCGCGGUCUAGGCGACUUUGUUCAGUAUGCUGAAAAGGCUCUGGAGGUCGCCGGUGGUAUCAUCGAUGUUGAUGCCGCAGCCCUUAAGGAGAUGGAAAAGGAAGAGGAAGUCAUCUUUGUCUACUUCUACGAUCAUGCCACCACUACUGAGGACUUCAAGGCCCUUGAGCAGCUCCCACUCAACCUCAUUGGGCGCGCCAAGAUUGUCAAGACCAACGAUCCGGAUCUCAACACCAGAUUCGGCAUCACCACAUGGCCUAGAUUCUUGGUGUCCAGAGAGGGCCGGCCAACCUACUACACGCCCAUCACUCCCGAUGAGAUGAGAGAUAUGGAUGCCUUGGUUGACUGGAUGAAGUCGGUCUGGCUGCCCCUUGUCCCUGAGAUGACCGCCACCAAUGCUCGCCAGAUUAUGGAGCACAAGAUUGUUGCCCUUGCUGUUCUCAACCGCGACGAUGGUGACCGCCUGAAGAACUCCAUUAGUGAACUGAAGACUGCAGCUAGCGAUUGGAUGGAUCGACAGGUUCAGGAGUUCCAACUUGAGCGCACAAAGCUCCGCGAUUCUAAGCAAAUGCGAAUUGAGGAGGCCCAGGAACGUGGUGACCAGCGCGGCCUCCGAAAUGCCAAGGCCAUUAAGAUCGACAUGGACUCGGCUAGCCGCCAGGAAGUUGCAUUUGCCUGGGUCGAUGGUGUCUUUUGGGCUCGAUGGCUCCAAAAGACAUACGGUAUCGAUGUCAAGGAUGGCGAGCGCGUCAUUGUCAACGAGGAAGACAGGAAGAGAUUCUGGGACAGCACCUCCACGGGCAACCACAUCAUGGUCACCCGUACUUCCAUCAUGGAGACUCUCGACAAGGUGGUCUAUGGCCCCAACCCCAUCACGACCAAGUACACUAUCUCUUCAUUUGAGAAGAUAUUCUUUGACAUCAAGAUGAGUUUUGUGGACCGUCCAUUCUUGUCCUGCGCCUUUGUUGUCGCCGCCAUCUUUGGUGUCUACUCCUGGCUGCGUAGCCGCAGCCGCCGAUCCCGUAGCUACCUUUUCCCUCGUGAUGACUCGAUGGGUCUCAAGGAUGGACUGCUGGGACAGCCUAAUAACGCUAAGGCCGACUAAGCAUCCAGGACAUUUCGAGGGGUGGAUUGGGAGACGGUUCUGAAAAGAAAGCAGAGGGGAAAUGAAGCCGAAACUACCGCGCCAAUCCUGCCCGUGUCACUCCCCUUUGUGAGAACGAAGAGAAGUUUUUGGCUCUAGUCAGGCUAAGAGAACAUGUCGCGGGUAUCGUGUAUUGGAAAUUUUGUCUGUCGAUCAUAGAGAUGCUGUCUUGGUUGGGUAAUUACGGAGUUAGGGGUUCAUUGGGUUGCCUCCGCCUGUGCACCUGUAUUGUAGUCGCGUGGAAACGCACCGCUUGCAUACAUUACUUAUUGUUAUACUCUUCCCAUCGGCUCGGUUCUUGUGAGUCAUGGAGAAACAUUCUUGUUCACGAGAAAGGACAGUGGUCAUACCGGAGGGCCAUUCAAAUCCUCCGAGAAAAUGAGGCGACCAGGGGAUGUAGAGCCACGAAAGAAGACGUCGAUGGACGGGGAUCACAAUCACAUUUCUUUAUUAU
This is a messenger RNA of Ilyonectria robusta, 3204 nucleotides long. Its product is annotated as putative disulfide isomerase. Lineage: Eukaryota; Fungi; Ascomycota; Sordariomycetes; Hypocreales; Nectriaceae. Gene Ontology annotation, cellular component: endoplasmic reticulum. Gene Ontology annotation, molecular function: protein disulfide isomerase activity. Bases 363 to 2711 code for a protein of 782 amino acids. The transcript has 3 exons. The record is from RefSeq and is a predicted model, not a curated record.